UUCCCCUCGUGUGUUUUCCGAUCGAUUCUCCAGCGCUUCCCUUCCCAUCCAUCCUUCUGCCCGUCUGGACUUGAACUCUUGACCUCACCACUCAACUUUCCCUGGUCUCUUGCGACCUCCCCUUAUCUCUUCUGCCCCCACGUUCUCGCUGGGGCUUCCAGGUCCACCCCCCUGGGAACUCCAUCUCCAUUAGCGCCAGGCCAAAUCAUCCUUGUGGCCCUCCCCGGCGCAGUUUUUGUGUUCCACCCCCCUGAGCUGCGACCUCCGUUUGCCUCUCCACUCCUACCGCCCCCAGCCCGAAUCCGAAUCCAAAUCCAAAUCCAACUUGGAUACGGAACGGUACCACUUUCUGGUUCGGCUCGCCUGUGGUUACCGCUGAAUCUUUGCCGGUGGUUCCCCCAGCAUGAGGCCCGUUUAACUCAACUUCCUGGUUGCAGAGAGAUAUGGAAGCGUCACAUCCGCCCCCCGAGGGGAUUAUGCUUCCCCCCAGCCCGGUUGGUUCGACCGAUUCACUCGACUCGACCUCGUCCGGCUCUCCCACAGAGCUCUCCAGAGAGGCGAAAUGCGGCGAUAACGUCAUGAUCACUCUGUCCCUCACACCUGAUCCCCCCGUGCAAACUCCUACUCGUCUCCCUUUUACGCGUUCCCAUUUCCGGUCACGAUCGAUGGUCGAGGUCCCCGGCCUCCCCCCCAUGACCCGCGCCCAUUCGUCGCCAGGGCUAGACUCACGGGGAAGAUAUAUAUUUGGCACCAAUCGCGGGUCUCCGGCGAACGUGGGGGAUGCUGCGCAGCGCUAUCUGCCCUUGCAGGUCACCACUGGAGACGGCCUAGAGUCCAGAAUGGUACCCCUGAACAUAUCGGAGACCAUCUCAGAACAUGCGGAGCUGGAUACCAGCCUGGUCUCCUCUCCCUCCCAACUCGACUACCACCCGACCUCGCCGGUUUUCUCGCAUACGCUGCCUCGUGUCGGCCGUCGCCGACCCUCGUCCCCUCUUCACUUCCAAAGCCCAACCUCGUCCGCCCAGGCGAUGGGCAGUCCCUCCGGUCAUUCCUCCCCCGUGAUCCUGGGGAUGAGAUAUAAUGAGUCCUACCCGGGGUAUUCGGCAUCUGCGACAUCCUCUGUACCCUCGACCCCGACGAGCCUUCGAUCCCGCAGUCCGAGCAUCUCCUCGUUGGAGACGAUCCCCGAUAUCCCAGACGCCGAAGCUGCAGCCAUCGAGGCGGACAGGAUCGCGGCAUUGAAAGCUGCAGCCGAUAAGGCGGAUGAGGCAGAAGCGGCGAGCAACGGUAAUCGACGGCGUGGGGCAUCCGACGCUUCGGGGCCAUCCAGCAGUCUGACGAUGCGGGGCGGAUCGGUGGGCUACGGUGCGCGGGCAGAUAAACGCAAACGUUGGAGUGUGUGUGGAGCCGAGCGUCGACAGGAUUUAGACUUGGAAACGAUCUGGGAAGACUGAGCGCGAUGCAGACAUCGAUCUCACCAUCCGUCAGCGUACUCGGCAUACCUAUGUCGCUCAGUGACAAUUGGACACCCGUUCAAUGUUAUGUUUCUGCCGGGUUGUCAUAUCAGAUACCCAACUCGACAACCCGUACACCACCAUCCAUCAUAUUGGGAAUGAAUCCUAUCACUUUAGGAGACAACACAGUUCAAACGUCUUUGCUUGUUGCUUCUCGCUGUGUAUCAGGCGCCAAUACGGAAAUCCUCAACUGCCACUGACUGUUUCCGCCUUCAUCCUCAACAAUCAUCAUUAGCUCUUGCACAGGAAGGCCGCGGCUGAGAAUCGCGCAGGUUCGUCGAUGCUCUGCCAGUCGAGUUUGUUUAUCUUAUCUGGUUCUCUUUCCAGCAUGGCGCAUGGUACUUUCUUCAUGCCAUUGGGGGCGUAUUGCGUAUUGCUU
Messenger RNA from Aspergillus ibericus CBS 121593, 1893 nucleotides. RefSeq lists its product as uncharacterized. The coding region runs from base 444 to 1454 and encodes 336 amino acids. The record is from RefSeq and is a predicted model, not a curated record. The transcript has a single exon. NCBI's taxonomy places the organism in Eukaryota, Fungi, Ascomycota, Eurotiomycetes, Eurotiales, Aspergillaceae.